GACAACUAUGGGCUCCGGUAUUGAGUUGUAGUCAGGCGUAGUAAACACGAGAACAUUGUGUUAGGCGUGAGUGAAUGUUUUCGCUGUAUUUAUCGUAGAAUGACAUUAUUUUAUCAGCUGGAUAUAUUUAGGAGAGGAUGAGGGACAAGUCUCCGACCAAUUGGCAAGAUCCAUUGCUCAUGCCAUUUAAGAUUUGCAACUUUCGUCGUCGAUUUUCUCGUGUCAUCUGUGGUACUUGUCGAGGGAGAUUUUUGCUAGCAUGUGUAUUUAUAGCGGGAUUUACCUAUUUAAACAUGUUAAUCUACAUGCCUGUCUUCCAAGUGUUUCGCAACAAAAAUGUUCACGCACCUUGUCUACUUCCGGUUUUUGAUAUGUAUGACAAAUCCAUCAACGACCAGUUUUGGUCUCAACAACCGCUGCCAUGUGAGGACUGGUUAGAUUUGUUUUUUGUGACGCCUUCUGGAAACUUGACUUUAAACCAAACUGCCGUCCGGCUGUCGGGUUUUGAUACCAUACGUUGUCAUUACAAGUACAUUAGACGCGAAUCAGAGACAAAAUUUGUGUUUUCUGAGAAAAUCACUUACACUAGUCCGAAAUAUCUCGACGGAGACUUUGUUCACGUGGAAUGUUUUGAUAGACAAAAUAAGCGGGUGUACAACAAUCUUCAUUUCAAUAUAGAUGCAAAACCGAUUAGGAAAUCAAGAAAACUAGUCAACGAGUCGCUGGAUAGACUAAGUGUGUAUGCUUUUGGUUUAGAUUCUGUUUCCAGAUUAAUUGCAGAAAGAAAACUGUCAAAAACCAUGAAAUACCUCCGGCAGUCAUUAGGAGCGUAUGUGUUUGCUGGACACACACGUCUUGGAGAUAGUUCAUUCCCGAAUUUGAAUCCAUUGUUAACUGGAUUGAUAUCGGAUUAUAGCCAUCCAAUUCCUCCGGUCCAUAAGCUGCCUUUCAUAUUUAAGAAUUUUUCCGACCACGGAGCAGUCAAUGUCUUCGUAGAGGACUGGUAUGAAGUUGCUACAUUCAAACGUUUUACUGACCAACCUUCCAUGCAUUAUCCACAACCUUUUAUUCAAGCAAUGGACCAAGUUCGACCUUCCUAUCUAGCUAUUGACAAGAGUUUCCAGUUUCUUCAGAGCCAUAAUAUACCUCUUCGUAAAGUUUCAGCUUUGUGUUUUGGAAAUGAAAAACGGUAUAAAAUCCUCAUGAAUUAUUAUAGGAGAUUUGCCGAAACAUAUGGAAAUACACGGAAAUUUGCUUUCUCCUGGAUUAAUGAACUUGCCCACGAUUUUUUCAAUAUGGUAGAACUGGCAGAUGAGGAUAUUCGUGAUUUAUUCAAAUGGCUGAAAGAAUCUGGGAGGUUGGAAAAUGCAGUUCUUUUGUUUUUCAGUGAUCAUGGGCCACGGUACAGUGAAAUUCAAAAUACGGACAUCGGUAGGGUUUCUAACCUUCUACCAUUAAUGUCAAUAGCUCUGCCAAAACGCUUGACUGAGAAAUACCCACAUAUAGCACAGAACAUGAAAAUGAAUACAGAACGACUCACUACAAAUCAUGAUGUGUUUCGAAUGUUGAAGGAUGUUUUGAAUGCAAAUUAUGAAGAGCAACCCGAGGUGAAACCUGCUGAAGACGGCAAGCUGCCGUACGGAAUAAGUUUGUUUAGAGAAAUCCCCGCGUCGCGGAGUUGUGUGGAUGCAACGAUAUCCGAUGUAUAUUGUCCUUGUUACACCUCUGUCCGUGUAUCAAGUGACGACGAAAGAAUCGAGCAAUCCGCACACCUCGUAGUGGAUAGAAUUAACGACAUUUUGAAAGAAGUACGGUCAAAGUGUGCUCAAGUUAAAUACGAUUCUAUUCACCAUGCAUCAUUGAUAUUUCCAGACAUGCAGCGCGAUUUGUCUCAGGAACGUGGGUUUUCAUUGAGGGGAUACUUCUUAAAAGUGGAGAGUGCUACUCGUUUUUUAAUCAGCCUCCGCACACAGCCAGGCAAUGCAUUAUUUGAAGCUCGAGUUGAUUAUAAAAACCCCAACGAUAUUAAGAUACUAGGGGAUGUAUUGAGGACGAACGCAUAUGGAAAUCAAUCGUCCUGUAUUGAUCGAGCCGAUAGGACAAGGAGACUUUAUUGUUAUUGUGUAUGAUCGGCGAGAGCCACGGCUUUCAAGACUAAAGAAGAUCCGCAUAGAUUCACUCAGAAUUCGGGUCAUUGACCUGGUAUUCAGAAGAGGUCGGGCAUCUAACAUUCGGCAGGUGAAAGCCCUCAAGUCAGCUGAUAGUUAUCUAGAGUAUUCUUUUUCACGCGCAGUGUUGGACUUGAUGUUGUUGCAAAAACUUACAAAACCCCGAAAAGCGUCACCUGAAACCGGGAGUUUUGUUUUAAAGAAAAGUAAACACGGUACAGGGAGAACUUUAAAAAUUCCUAAGACGAGGACAUCAGGUCAUUGGAGGGAAAGGAAGAGAGUUAACAAGAACAUGCCAAUAUGAAAACUGGGGGUGGGGGUGGGAAGAGAGGUAGUGUGAUAAUUUUUCUGAGGGUGUGUGUGGGAUUGAUAUCAAUAUGUGACAGCCUUUACAAAUCGCAGCUUACAGAGACAUUUAUGUCUUAUCAAUAUUGUCGCAUUCAUGAAUGCAAUUAUAUUGUAAAUAUUUUUUUUGAAAAGCUCAAUACUUUUUUUUUCUAUAAUUAUACAUUGUACUUCGCUUGACUGUAUAUUUUCUCUAUUUUACAUAUAUUGUAUAUUCUAUCUAUCUAUCUAUCUACAUGUAUCUAUAUAUGCAUGACAACAAAAACAAGGUGAAAAUAAUUCUGUGAUACGAUACGAUUCUCUUUAUGUAGACACAAACGCCUGACCUAGCUGUCUCUAAAUGCUUUCCUUCAAUGCGUCAUGUUUAUUUGUGCUCCACAAUUAUUGUGUAGAACCAUUUCUUAGGUGGGAGGCAUGGGGAUGCGACCCCCUCCAUCCCACUCCAGGAUUUGUUUCAAGUUAUAGAAAUUCCACACCAGAUAUCCUUUUUGUAUUAUGUACUAAAACACACAGAUAACCCCAAUCAUUUUCCUUUGAGACCACUGUGUAGAUAUUAAAUCGAUCUCGAGUUUAUAUUUUCAUGAUAUUUCUUAAUAUAAUGCCUUUGAAUAUUUUUCUAUGAUUGUGUUAUGUUAUUUUGAUCAAUGCAAAUGUAGCUUUUCCUCAUAAGCAAUCAAUGCAACUUUACUUGUGUACAAAAUCUGGUAAAGAGACGCUAUGCAAUUUCUUAAGUGUCUAUUUGAAUGCCGUCAUGGUGCAUAAUAUAAGCCAUAAUAACUAGUGUAAUGAUAUAUUAAAUGGUGUAUGUGUACUAUGUACCGUCCGCUUGUAAUAUAGUCUCCGAGAGAGACGUCUUUUGUAUCCGCGUAAUUUUUUUUUUUAUCUAUGAUCAUUAUAUUUGCGUAUGUGUGAAUUGCCCUUUGUAUAGUAUUUAUAUUAUUAGCGUGCGAACAGCACGUGCAUUGUACUUGUUAUAUAAUACAAUUUCUGUUGAAUGUUGAAACUGGAGACAAUUUCACCAUUUUAUGCAACAUACCAGCAUUGAUCAAUGACUAUUUUGUUUGUGAGUAAAUGCAAGAGAUGUCGCUUUUCAAUGUGUGUGUGUGUGUGUCAGGAUUUUUCGGGUUAUAACCUCAAGAUAUUCAGACUUUCAUAGAGCCUCCAAGACAAAGUAGGUACAUAAGGACAGCACAACUAGAAUGUAAAAUGCGUGUUGACGGACGGACAAAUUACCCUCAAAUCUCUAAAGCAUUCAUUCAGUUAAGUGACAUCGUUUUUCAAGAUGGGGGAGGGGCAACUGGAGGUAAGAUCACUUGUCAAAAAUUCUUGACAAGCGAAGGAAAAUCACUUUAAACAUAUAUUCUCAAUACAUCAAAACCGCAAGUCAUCUAAUUUCACCUCAGUUUGUUUAUUUUUUGCCCAGGCUUCGAUUUUCUUAAUCUUUAAUUGCACGUGAGUGUAAAGGUAAUUAAGCAUUGUCAAUUCUACGUGCCAGGUCUGUGACACUAAAUUAUUUAUUAUUAUAUCUUCAUGAGUUCAAUUUACAUAUAUACUUCAGAAACAAAAUAAUGCUGGUCGUGAAUUAGUCAGAUGUAUUUUAACAAUUUCCAAAAGGUGCUGAGCAAAUGUAUCUUGUAGCCUUUUCUUGCAGCUUGUGCUGGCGUUAUUUUUAUACUGAAUGAAAUAAAAGUUUGGCUAGA
Molecule: messenger RNA, 4213 nt
Organism: Ostrea edulis (European flat oyster)
Lineage: Eukaryota; Metazoa; Mollusca; Bivalvia; Ostreida; Ostreidae
Product: tetraspanin-18-like
Exons: 2
Coding region: 138-2129 (663 amino acids)
Cellular component (GO): membrane
Source: RefSeq, a predicted model, not a curated record